AUGGGACUGCGGGAAAGACGCGAAAUAUACAUAACCGUUAUAUUGAUUUCAUAUGGAAUAGCUGAUGUUAACACAAGCCUGCCAAUUGAUUUAACUUCUGAAGAGAAAGCGCCACAACAAACAACACUACCUUUCGCAUCGACAACGCCCUUGCCUACCACUGUUAACAUUUCUACCUCCACAUAUGCGACAGUCAUACCACCGAUACCACCCAGCGAUAGAGACAGAUUCCUUACAUUUGCUGAAUCUGGCCACCAUCAAACUUUUAUGUUCGCAAAAGACAAUACAUUCAUACAACUCGAUGGAGAUAUCAUACAAAGGUUUCAAUUAAGAUUGUGCCGAGAAAUAUCGUUUAAGUUUAGAACAAGACUUCCUCAUGGUCUUUUAGUUUAUCAUAACGUCAAGAAUCCGGUUUUCAAAAUGCAACCAUAUGCGUUGUACGUUAUCGUGGAAAAGGGAGAACUUAAAGUGGUUCAUGUAUUUGGUAAGCAUCUAACAUCAGUCACAGUUGGUAGAGGACUCAACAGAGAUAAUUGGCAUAGUGUAGUCGUUACUAUAGACGUCCACGGCGCAAGACUCAUUGCUAAAGUUGAUCAACUAAAAGAAGAAGUUUAUUUAAAGGGCUUAAGCUUUGAUACUAAUUAUGGAAUAACAGACAAUCUAACAUCAGUCAUUCUCAUUGGAGGUCUCAGUUCAGAAGAAAAACUUCAUGGAGUAAAGUAUAUCAUAGAAUCAUUUGUUGGUUGCAUCAGUGAUAUGGUCCUAAGUUCGGGGAAAGCCGCGUCUGAUCUCUUACCAAUAGUUCCCUUAAUAGCCACUAAACAUGAAAACGUUAAAGAAGGUUGUAUUGAUAAAUGCAAAACGAUGGAGAACCUUUGCUUCGAAGGUUCUAGAUGUAUUAAUGAAUACAACGGCUAUCGAUGUGAUUGUUUUGGAACUCUGUAUGAAGAACAGCUUUGUGAUGUUUACACGGCCACAAUCCUAACACUGCGCGGCUCAAGCUACGUGUCGUAUCGCGUGUACGAUUGGAAGGACCGCGUGCACUCCACCAACACGAGGGUCAGCUUGCAUUUUAAGACCCGUUUCGAUGACUCUGCUCUAUUUUACGCAAGCGGACAAAUUGACGACAAACAUCACUAUAUUGCACUAUCGAUACAUCUUGAAAGAAUAGCGAUACAAAUAGAUCUAGGUGACGGUCCAGUUGAAGACUAUUUGGGCAACAGAGUCAAUAACAACAUGUGGCACAACUUAACAGUCAUAAUACAUGAAAAAACCGUCAUAGUACAUCUCGACAAUAUAACAGCUUCGUACGAAGUUCCCGGUGACGCUAAAUUCGUCUGCAUAGACCCCGAGAUAUAUAUAUGCGGUGGACCGGAUUUGCAUAAAAUGAAAGGUCUAAAAUCGUUUAACAAUUUCGCCGGGAAUCUUAAGUACGUUUACUAUAACGAUGUAUCGAUACUUUACGAGUUGAAGCAAAACAACCCAAAGGUCCACUACAUAGGAGUCCUCGAUCCGGAAUUCGUAGAUAUCGAUAUUGAAGUGAUACCUAUCACGUAUCCUUUCGCCACGUCCCAUAUUUGGUGGCCUUUAAACGAAACGAACAGCAUCAAUUUGAUUUUCGACUUUAAAACGAGCAAGAAUAUGGCCGUUUUGGCUUACAGUCAGAUCACAUCGGGACAAGGCUACUGGGAGGUAAGAAUGGUUAAGGAGGAGAUAAGAUUCGAAUUGGUACCAGAUGUUGGUAAAAACGUAACGGUAUUGAAGUCGGUAAAAUUUAAUGAGAGCAAUGAUUGGCACACCGUCGAACUAGACUACAAGAAGGGAAGAAUCAAAUUGACCGUCGACUAUCACAACAAACAUGCUCAAAUGUUCGGGUUGGAUUUUCAGCUUCAGGAUAAAAUCGUUAUAGGAAGCGGAUUGAAGUCGGCUAACUUGGGUUUGAUCGGAUGUAUGAGGAAUAUAAAGAUCAACGGCAAUUUGAUCGAGCCGAGAUACGUAAUAAACACGGAGCGCGUUGUAGGCGAAGUAGCCAUAGACGACUGUCGUUACGUCGACCCCUGCACCAGACCGAACACUUGCGAACACGGCGGCAUCUGCUCUAUUAGAGAAGAUAGAGUUAUAUGCAACUGUGAAAAUACGGGCUACAUCGGUGAAAACUGUCACUUCGCAACAUUUAGAAAGACUUGUGAAGAACUAGCACUUCUAGGUUACACUAGAAACGAUGUAUAUCUGAUAGAUAUAGACGGUAAUGGAAAGUUUCCUCCGGCACACGUUAAAUGCGAGUUUCAGAUCGAAGCCGAUUCUUCUACAACAGUUGUGGAACACAACCUUCCGAGCCAAGUGGACGUACGCUCAUCAUCCGGCCAAGACUUCAGCUUCAAGAUCAAGUACCGCGAGUUCACAGCUGAGAUGCUCCAGGAGCUGAUCUCCCACUCGCUGUUCUGCCGGCAGUUCAUCAAGUACGACUGCAACAUGGCGCCACUGGAACUACACAGCGCUACUUGGUUCAUUUCCUCCUCCAGCGAUACUGUUGACUACAUCGGGAACGUCAAGAGAGGUUACUGCCCAUGUGGAGUCAACACCACGUGCGUUAAUCCAACACAAUCCUGCAAUUGCGAUGCAAAUGAGAACAAAUGGCACUCAGACGAAGGAACCCUUGUAGACCCCAAGAGUUUGGGAAUCACUGAAAUGUUCUUCUUACAACAAAAGGAUUUAACUGAAGAAGCGCAGGGCAGAAUAACGUUGGGACCUCUAGAAUGCGUUGAGACAAACACACAGCGCUACGUGGUAACGUUUACGACGUCGCAGUCUUACAUCGAGGUACCCGGUUGGCGCAAGGGCGACAUUGCUUUCAGCUUCCGCACCACCGGCACCAGCGCCAUACUGUUAUUCCAGCCGCCCAUCAGACCCAACUACCCAUCGUUUAUGGUGGCGCUUACCAGUGAGCACGAGCUAACCUUCAACUUCACUCUAAACACGGGAACAACUCGCAAGCUUGUCAUCAACUCCAAGCGCAAGUUGAACGGCGGCGAGUGGCACAAGAUCUGGAUAGACUACAACUUCUACCACGUGCGCUUCAUGCUAAAUACUGAGUACCAGAUGCUAAACCUGCUGCUGGAGGAGGAGUUCGGGCCUUUUGAGGGUUCCAUGUUCAUCGGAGGCGCUACCGCGGAGCAUUUAAAAAAGUCCGCAGUACAUCAAGGUCUAAUCGGCUGUUUUAGAGGAUUAGUGGUUAACGGGGAGAUCCUAGAUAUAUACAGCUACAUGUCGGUCCAUCUGUCUGAAAUCAUCAAGGACUGUAAGCCCUCCUGUGUACCCAAUCCUUGCCAGAACAAGGCCACUUGUAAAGAGCUCUGGUCAACCUAUGAGUGCAUUUGUAAGAACCCUUGGGCACAUUUAGGAAAACAUUGUGAAGAAAACAUAAAUGAAAAAGCGUUAACAUUCCAAACGAAAGAAUCCUAUCUAAAGAAAAACUAUUUGGUCGACAACGAGACCGAUGCGGAAAAGAUGAGACUUAAAAAAAUGAUGACCGAAAACGUUCUAAUGAACUUGAGAACUUACGAUGACAACGCUCUAGUACUAUACGCAAACGACAACCUCAACAACUUCAUACAUCUGUUUAUACACAAUGGAACGGAAAUCAUCUAUCUGUUCAACGACGAAGAUGAAAUCAUACAGAUGAAUGUCACUUACGAGAAAAUAAACAAAGGGGAAAGUGUACAGAUUGCGAUCAUAAGAACCGAUAACUCGACCACUUUGCAUGUCAAUGAUAAAAACACUACCACCAAUAGGGUUGCUAGGCUGCUGUCAAAUUACACUAAUAAACCGUGGAAGAACCCUGAAUUAGAGGUGAUGCGACCGCAGCGCCCGCCCGCGCCGCCCACGGACUACUUCCAGCUGAACCUGGGCGGCCACGACCCCUACUCCGUGCACGCCGCGCCGCGCGCCGCCCGCGCGCCGCAGGGCGGGUACGUCGGCUGCGUGCGCGGCCUCAAGGUGCACGACCACGUCGUCGACCUGCCCAAGAAGGCGCUGCAGAACAUCGAACAAGAUUUAGCAGGCGUUUUACCAGAAUGUAACAUGAAAUGUGACUCUGAACCUUGCAAGAACGGAGGCAUCUGCACCGAAGACUUCACGAAUCAAGAAAGCAGCUGUGACUGUGAACUCACGAGCUACUUCGGGGAAUACUGUAUGGAAGAGAAGGGGGCCGAUUUUAAUGGAGAGAGCAUUUUACAAAGGAAAUUUGUUUUGGCCGGACCAAUAAAUACGGUAAAAAUUAAACUAGCAUUUUCAAGUAACGAUCUCCGGCAGAAAAACACCGUCCUCCUGUUAGUACAAACAGAGAACAAGCGCAGUUAUUACUUGCUAGUUGCGAUCACUCAAGAUGGUUAUUUGAAAUUCGAAGAAGAUAGGGAAGAGGCUGCCUAUGGAGCCGAAUUUAAGAAUAGGAAUUUUCUUAACGGGGCACGUCACACAGUUUACUAUACAAGAAUAGGACAGGAAGCGAAACUUUUAAUCGACAGAAUAGAUGUGCCAUUAGAGAAGCUUCCGCCGCAAGGACUCUGGGAAGUGUUAGACGUCGGCUCUAAUGAGGUGCAGAUUGGUGGCCUAAACACCACCGACCCGAGACUUAAGAUAUAUAAAGGAUACAAUGGAUGUUUGUCUAACAUCCUCGUGGAGAUCAACGCGCACGCCAUGAGUCCGCUGGAGGAGUACAUGCUGUUCACGCAGUCGGGCUCGGAGAAGGUGAACGCCGUGAACGCGCAGGGCGUGCGCAGCGCGCAGUGUUCCGCCGACUUCGACGAGGCGUGGCCGCGCCGCGAUCGCCUCACCGCGCACCACGCGCACAACGGCUCGUUUCUCGUCAGUGUUGACAAGACAUGGGUAGAAGAUCCCCCGUCGAGGAUCCCGUACGACUCUCUACACCAGCAACCUGACGCUGAAGAGGAGAACACUGACAAGUUCUUUAUAGCACUCAUUGUUAUAUUUCUACUUGGAUUGUGCUAUACUGCCUCUCAUAUGUGGCGAACACACAAAGCGUACAAACUGAGACUAGAAAAAGAAACAGAUGAAAAUAUUAUGAGAAACAAGGAGAAAGCUACGAAACUACAAGAGCCUUCUGUUUCGUUUUUACAAGUCAACAAAGAAAGCGAAGAAAACAAGGAAGGUGAAAAGAAAUCAAACGGUGUUGUUAUAGACGUUGUCCCUACAGUAAUUAUAGAAGUAAAUGAAGAAAAACCGGUCAGCAGACGAGGAUCACUUAGGUUUAGAGAUAUGGUGGAUAAGGAUAUAGCGUGGGAGCCGUUAGAAGAAAAAGAUGAAACACUUGAAAACGAGGAAGAAGAGGAUGAAGAAGUUGAAAAAGAGCGUUCAUCAUCAGAUGAAGAAACUGAUGAUGAACAGGAAACUGACAAUGAACAUCAAAGUGAUGAUGAACAUGAAACUGAUGACGAUGACUGCACGAAUUCUCUCGAGAACAAGCCGGCGACCGAACCAAAUUCAAUACAACGGAAAUUAUCAACAUACAAAGAAGAAGAAAAUCCAGUGGAAUUGACAUCUAGUGCAUAAUUAUAAAUAAAUAAUUUUAUUUUCAAUA
Melitaea cinxia (Glanville fritillary) is the source of this 5596-nucleotide messenger RNA. It is a transcript of the gene axo, whose product is annotated as contactin-associated protein like 5-1. The record is from RefSeq and is a predicted model, not a curated record. The transcript is spliced from 29 exons. Bases 1 to 5568 code for a protein of 1855 amino acids. Lineage: Eukaryota; Metazoa; Arthropoda; Insecta; Lepidoptera; Nymphalidae. Gene Ontology annotation, molecular function: calcium ion binding.